CGCCAUUCCACGUUUGUAUGGCCGGGUCAGAUCACAGUCUCGGUGACGACGAGGACGACGACGCUGUGAGCAUGGACUGGGCCAUGUCGCCCGACGCGCUCGACGACUUUCAAGAGGUUGCGUCCGCGCUCUCAGACAAUGGCGUCGCAGCUGCAUUUGCGACGUCACAUCAAACGCCUCCGAAGCGACCGCCGAGCUAUGGCGCCAAGCGCCCAGUCAAGACGUCGCCGCCCAAAGAGAUCCACGGGCAGUGCCUCACGCCCGACUGCGCUGUCGUCCUCACGUACCGCGGGCACUGCAAGGCCCACGGCGGCAGUCGGCGUUGCAACGUCGCCUACUGCCCAAAGGGCCGUCAGGGCGGUGCUCAGUUCUGCAUUGCGCACGGCGGCGGGAAACGCUGCAAGACAGAAGGCUGUGUGCGCACGGCCCAGUCGCGCGGUCUGUGCAAGGCCCACGGAGGCGGCGCGCGCUGCAAGAACGACGACUGCGACAAAAGCGCCCAGCGUGGCGGCUAUUGCCGGACGCACGGCGGCGUCCAGCUCUGCGCCGUCGCCGGGUGCACGAAUGGUGUUCAGCGAGGCGGCAAGUGCGCGAAACACGGUACCGUGCGCCUCUGCUCGGUGAAAACGUGUGGGCAGACCGACCGCGGCGGCGGUCUCUGCACGAUCCACCGGCGCAACAAAGUGUGCAAAGUCGAUGGGUGCACCCGACUCUUGGUGCGCUCGACACUGGGGCUUCCCGUGGACAUGGGCUUUUGCGCCAUGCACCAGCGCGCACUCGACCCCUCUGCCCUGCUGGAGUCUUAUGACGACGACCAAGACGACGCUUAGCUAUCCGCAACCCAAUUCGGUCGAAGAUGGCCCUGAGAUUUAUCGAACGAUAGAUAGAACCAGACUUGGCCGUUGUGCG
Molecule: messenger RNA, 909 nt
Organism: Saprolegnia diclina VS20
Lineage: Eukaryota; Oomycota; Saprolegniomycetes; Saprolegniales; Saprolegniaceae
Exons: 2
Coding region: 18-830 (270 amino acids)
Source: RefSeq, a predicted model, not a curated record